Messenger RNA from Hippoglossus stenolepis (Pacific halibut), 4947 nucleotides. It is a transcript of the gene dnmt1, whose product is annotated as DNA (cytosine-5-)-methyltransferase 1. The record is from RefSeq and is a predicted model, not a curated record. Gene Ontology annotation, cellular component: nucleus. The transcript has 35 exons. Gene Ontology annotation, molecular function: DNA (cytosine-5-)-methyltransferase activity; zinc ion binding; DNA binding. The coding region runs from base 165 to 4694 and encodes 1509 amino acids. NCBI's taxonomy places the organism in Eukaryota, Metazoa, Chordata, Actinopteri, Pleuronectiformes, Pleuronectidae.
GAACUGUAUAUAGCAUCCAUUGCGGGAGCCAGCACGAGACUGACUGUCACGGUGGAGCUGCGCUGCCGUAACAACACUUGCGGAUCCUAACGCAAUUUUAACGCCGUUUUUAACGCCGUUUUUAACCCUCUCUCGUUUUAAAGUUUUUAAGCCCGCUGCGAACAAUGCCAGCCAGGACCUCCCUGUCUCUGCCAGAGGAUGUCAGGAAAAGGCUGCAGGUGCUGGAUGAGGAUGGGGCUUCAGACGAGGAACAUGUCAAAGAGAAGCUCAAGUUGGUGCAGGACUUCCUCCAUGUUGAUGCUCAGGACCAGCUGAGCAGCCUGGAGGAGAAAAUGAAAAGUUCAGAGAUCACAAUGGAUGUUUACAUCUCUAAAGUAAAGGCCUUGCUGGGAAAAGAGCUCAAUCUUGGAAAUGGGUCACAUGUUGAUGGCGUGGAGCAGAAGGGGAAGACAAAUGGUUUCACUAACGGUUCCCACAAAGAUGAGGAUGGUGAAGAUGUUACCAUGGAUGUUCAGGAGGAAGAGGAGGCUGUCAAGUCACCAACUGCUUCUAAGGGGAAGGGUGGACGCAGGAGCAAGGCAAACUCUGACGCCAAAAAAUCUCCUGCCAGCGCAAGGGUUACAAGAAAUGGUGGAAAACAGCCAAGCAUCUUGUCAAUGUUCUCUAAAGUUCAAAAGCGCAAGUCUGAGGAUUUGAAUGGAGAAUCUACUAAUGGGCAAAAUGAACUGAAGCAGGAAGAUGAUGUUGAGGAGACUCGGGAGGAGAAACGUCUCAAAGUGGACACUAAUGAAAAAACUGCUCCAGAAGAAUCAAAGAGCGAGAUUGUCAAGACAGUAACUGCUGCAAAGACACCACCACCAAAAUGUCCAGACUGCAGACAAUACUUGGAUGAUUCAGAUCUUAAGUUUUUUCAAGGAGAUCCUGAUACUGCGCUGGAUGAACCAGAAAUGUUAACAGAUGAGCGGCUCUCCUUGUUUGAUUCAAAUGAGGAUGGAUUUGAGAGUUAUGAGGAUCUGCCACAGCACAAGAUUACAAACUUCAGUGUGUAUGAUAAGCGUGGCCACCUUUGUCCAUUUGAUGCUGGACUGAUUGAGAAGAAUGUAGAGCUCUACUUUAGCUGUGUUGUUAAACCAAUCUAUGAUGACAACCCUUGCUUGGAUGGUGGUGUUCCUGCGAAGAAGCUUGGACCUGUCAAUGCCUGGUGGAUCACUGGUUUUGAUGGAGGAGAAAAGGCUUUAAUUGGAUUCACCACAGCUUUUGCUGAUUACAUCCUAAUGCAUCCAAGUGAGGAGUACGCGCCAAUCUUUGCACUGAUGCAAGAGAAGAUCUACAUGAGCAAGAUAGUUGUGGAAUUCCUCCAGAAGAAUCCUGACACUAGUUAUGAAGACCUUCUCAACAAGAUUGAGACAACCGUGCCUCCCGCAGGGCUGAACUUCAACUGCUUCACUGAGGACACUCUGCUGCGGCACGCUCAGUUUGUGGUGGAGCAGGUGGAGAGCUACGAUGAGGCUGGCGACUCUGAUGAGCAGCCAAUCAUUGUCACACCGUGUAUGAGGGACCUGAUCAAGCUUGCUGGAGUCACUCUCGGAAAGAGCAUGCUGCUGUACUGGAGAGCUGCCAGAAGACAGGCCAUUCGUCACCCAACAAAAAUAGAGAAGGACAGCAAGGGGCCGACGAAGGCGACUACCACUGAGCUGGUCUACCAGAUCUUUGAUACCUUCUUCUCUGACCAGAUAGAGCAGAAUGAUAAAGAAAAUGGAGCCAAAAGACAGCGCUGUGGUGUCUGUGAGGUUUGCCAGUCUCCUGAUUGUGGCAAGUGUUUAGCUUGCAAGGACAUGAUCAAAUUUGGAGGAAGUGGCAAAAGCAAGCAGGCUUGCAAGCAGAGGAGGUGCCCAAACCUUGCAGUGAAGGAGGCUGAAGACGAUGAGACCAUUGAAGAGGAAGAUGUUCCAGUGGAGAAGGCCAAAAAGGUUUCUCAGGCUAAGAGAAAGAAGCAGAGUCAGUGCAAACUGACCUGGAUUGGAGAGUCUGUUCAGACCGAGGGAAAGAAGAAGUACUACAAGAAGGUCUCUGUGAAUGAUGAAGUGCUGGAGGUGGGAGACUGUGUCUCUGUUUCAUCUGAGGAUCCAUCCACCCCUCUGUAUCUGGCAAGGAUCACAUCCCUGUGGGAGGACGGCAGUGGAAAAAUGUUCCACGCCCACUGGUUCCUUCGUGGGACUCAGACAGUGCUGGGAGAGUCUUCUGAUCCAUUGGAGCUUGUCCUUGUGGAUGAGUGUGAAGACAUGCAGCUCAAUUAUGUCCAAGGCAAAGUGAACAUCAUGUAUAAGCCCCCAUCUGACAAUUGGUUUAUGGAGGGUGGCAUGGAUGUUGACAUUAAGGUGAUUGACGAUGACGGGAAGAGUUUUUUCUAUCAGUUCUGGUACGACACAGAUUUUGCACGUUUUGAGACCCCUCCCACUACCACUCCAUCAGACUGCAAGUUCAGAUUCUGUAGCAGCUGUGAAAGGACUAAAGAGAGAGCCGAACGGGAAUGUCCUCGCGCUUUUGAGCCCCUAGGGAAUGAAGCAAGCGACUCUAAGGCUCUGUUUGCGCUGGCCUCCUUUAAGGGGGAGCAGUUUAGGGUGGGAGACGGUGUCUAUUUGCCUUCUGAGACUUUUCAUUUCAGUGUUAAACCAGCUAGUCCAGUGAAGCGCUCCCACAGAAAAGAGGAUGUGGAUGAGGAGUUGUAUCCAGAGUAUUACAGAAAGUCCUCUGACUACAUCAAGGGCUCAAACCAGGAUGCUCCAGAGCCCUUCCGCAUCGGGCGCAUCAAGGAGAUCUUCUGUCACAGGCGUAGCAACGGAAAAUCUGACAUGUCUGAGGUCAAACUGCGACUUCACAAGUUCUACAGGCCUGAGAACACUCACAAAGGCGUCAAAUCCAGUUACCACACAGAUAUCAAUCAGCUAUACUGGAGUGAUGAAGAAGUUACCGUCAGCAUGGCCGAGGUGCUCGGCCACUGUCAUGUAGAAUAUUCAGAAGACCUGAAUGAGUCUGUCCAGGACUAUUCCAGUGGUGGACCUGACCGCUUCUACUUCCUGGAGGCCUAUAAUGCAAAAUCUAAAAGUUUUGAAGACCCUCCAAAUCAUGCUCGCUCAGCUGUGCAAAAAGGCAAAGGAAAGGGCAAAGGGAAAGGUAAAGGCAAAGGAAAAUCAUCAGCUGCUCAGGAACAGCAGGACUCUCAGAAUGAACCACAGGCACCUAAAUUGUCUAAAUAUCGCACACUGGAUGUGUUCUCUGGUUGUGGUGGACUCUCUGAAGGCUUCCACCAGGCUGGUAUCUCUGAGACGCUGUGGGCCAUUGAGAUGUGGGAGCCUGCAGCACAGGCCUUCAGGCUCAACAACCCUGGCACCACAGUGUUCACUGAGGACUGCAACGUCUUGCUGAAGCUGGUCAUGUCUGGAGAGAAGACUAAUUCUCUGGGCCAGAAGCUGCCUCAGAAGGGUGAUGUGGAGAUGCUGUGUGGAGGACCUCCCUGCCAAGGGUUCAGUGGGAUGAACCGCUUCAACUCUCGCACUUAUUCCAAAUUCAAGAACUCUCUUGUAGUCUCCUAUCUCAGUUACUGUGAUUACUACAGACCCAAGUUUUUCCUGCUUGAGAAUGUGAGGAACUUUGUGUCGUUCAAAAAAUCCAUGAUCCUAAAGCUGACCCUGCGCUGUCUUGUUCGCAUGGGUUACCAGUGCACCUUUGGUGUCCUUCAGGCUGGUCAGUAUGGUGUCGCUCAGACCCGUCGCAGGGCCAUCAUCAUUGCUGCGGCUCCUGGAGAGAAGCUGCCUCGCUAUCCCGAGCCUCUGCAUGUGUUUGCUCCCAGAGCUUGCUCUCUGAGCGUAGUGGUGGAUGAAAAGAAAUACGUCAGUAAUGUCACACGAGGUAAUGGAGGAAUCUACAGAACCAUCACUGUCCGUGACACCAUGUCUGACCUGCCAGAGAUUCGCAACGGUGCAGCUUCACUGGAGAUUUCCUACAAUGGAGAACCUCAGUCUUGGUUCCAGAGGCAGAUCAGAGGAACACAGUAUCAGCCUAUCCUCAAAGAUCAUAUCUGCAAGGACAUGAGUGCUCUGGUUGAGGCUCGGAUGCGUCACAUCCCCUUGGCGCCAGGCUCUGACUGGAGGGAUCUGCCCAACAUUGAAGUUCGGCUGAAAGACGGAACCAUGACCAAGAAACUGCGCUACUCGCACCCUGAUAAAAAGAAUGGCCGCAGCAGCACUGGCGCACUCAGAGGUGUCUGUACUUGUUCAGGAGGGACGCCAUGUGACCCUGCAGACAGGCAGUUUAACACUCUGAUCCCCUGGUGUCUGCCCCACACUGGUAACCGUCACAAUCACUGGGCUGGACUCUACGGGAGACUGGAGUGGGAUGGCUUCUUCAGCACAACUGUUACCAACCCUGAACCUAUGGGCAAGCAGGGCCGUGUUCUGCAUGCUGAGCAGCACAGAGUGGUUAGUGUGAGGGAAUGUGCUCGCUCUCAGGGAUUCCCCGACACCUACCGCUUCUUUGGAAACAUCCUGGACAAACACAGACAGGUUGGAAAUGCUGUGCCCCCUCCACUCUCCAGGGCCAUAGGCAUGGAGCUUAAGAAGUGUGUGUUGGAGAGAAUGAAGGAAGAACACGCAACGGAGAAUAUUAAACAGGAGAAGAUGGAGGUCACUGAUUAGUCCCUUGUCAACUCCCAGCAAGAAUCGGUUCCACAAAUCCUGAUGCUGUUGUGUCGGGCAAUGAUUUCUUUUAAAUAAGCUGGCUUUUAUCUGUCACUAAGUGGCCACCGUUGGCGUUCUGUUCAGUGCCCUUUCAAUGUUGUUUUAAAAUGUGCUUUUGAUCAUGUUGUUGGGGAAAUGUUCACCUAACAUGGAUUAAAUUGUAUGUAGUUUUUAUAUGUAAUAUUUCAAAUAAAGCUCUUAUGAAAUCAAA